AUGAAGAUGAAGGUCUAUUUGCGUGCUCAAGGGGUGUGGGACGCAAUCGAAUCAACUGAGCCUCUGGAUAGUCUUGAUGAAAGGAAGGAUCAAAUGACCUUAGCAGCUAUCUAUCAAGCAAUCCCUGAGGAGAUGUUGUUUUUGUUAGCAGAGAAAGAGGCAGCAAAGGAAGCAUGGAAGACACUAAAAACUAUUCAUGUCAGUGCUGAACGUGUAAAGGAGGCAAAGAUCCAAACUCUGAAGAUUGAGUUUGAAAUUAUGAAAAUGAAGGAGUCCGAGACUAUUGAUGAUUAUGCAGCAAGGUUGAUAGAAGUUGUUAAUAAAAUACGUACUUUUGGAGACAAGUUUGAAGAGGCAUACUUGGUGAAAAAAUUUAUCCGCUCAGUACCUUCUAAGUUUCUUCAUAUCGUAUCGGCAAUAGAGAAAUUUGCUGAUUUAAAGGUGAUGACCAUGGAGGAAGUCAUCGGAGAGGAACGGAUCGGUGGCAACAAAGAGAAUGCUGAGCAUGUCUUAUUGACUCAAGGAGAAUGGAAAGAGAAAAAACGUAGCGACAAUGGAGGCCAUAGCCGAGGGCGAGGUCGCAGUGGUCGCUGGAGAGGGAGAGGUCAUGGUCGUGGAAACGACUCGUUUCAUCAAGAGAAGAAGGCUGACAAGAGCAAGGUAAGAUGCUACAAUUGUCAAGGCCUAGGUCACUAUGCCUCAGAAUGUCGGAAGUUGAAGUGUUAUAAUUGCCAAAAGAUUGGUCAUUAUGCAUCCGACUGUAGAUCGAAGAAAAGGGAGAAUCAUUAUGCAUCCCACUGUAGAUCGAAGAAAAGGGAGAAUCAGGCGCACUUAACUGAGACGCAAAGUGAUGAGGAUGAGCCAGCCUUACUUACAGCACAAGUUUGUGAGGUCCGAACUCUUGGUUUACCAGAGUUGACGGAAAUGGCUCUUUAUGAAGAGAAGGUUGUCUCGAAAGAAAUUGAGAAGAAAAACAACAUUUGGUUCCUAGAUACGGAAGCCAGCAAUCAUAUGACUGGUUAUCGAAGUUGGUUCUCGGAAUUGAACGAGUUAGUGACCGGCACGGUGAAGUUCGGAGAUGGAUCACUUGUAGAGAUAAAAGAACGUGGAGAUGUGAAGGCUGCGUCUGUGAAAAAAACAGAGAAGAUGAUCAAUGAGGAGAAAAUCGAUGGCCCUGUGAAGAUUGAAUCGAAGAAAAAAAAUAGAGAAGCGAGAAGAGAAGAAGAGCGAUGGCGAGAAAAUCGUUGGCGCUGUGAAGUCGCCGGAGAAACGAAAGCAGAGAAGGAGAAGGAGAAGGAGGCCAUUGUUUCCGGCAGUGCAAUUGAAGUACCACAGGGAACUAAACCUAUCGUGGAACAGCAGUUAGCCGGACUAGUAGAACAGGUAAUUAAACCUAUUGAGGAAAAGCCAUUGGCCGGACAAGUAGAACAGGUAAUUAAAACUGUCGAUGAAAAGCAGUUGCCCAUUGAAAGGAAGACAGAAAAGAAUGAAGGCGGAGAUAAUGGCAGCAACUUUCAUCCCUUGAAGCGGAGUAUAUUGCGNAAUGAGGAGAAAAUCGAUGGCCCUGUGAAGAUUGAAUCGAAGAAAAAAAAUAGAGAAGCGAGAAGAGAAGAAGAGCGAUGGCGAGAAAAUCGUUGGCGCUGUGAAGUCGCCGGAGAAACGAAAGCAGAGAAGGAGAAGGAGAAGGAGGCCAUUGUUUCCGGCAGUGCAAUUGAAGUACCACAGGGAACUAAACCUAUCGUGGAACAGCAGUUAGCCGGACUAGUAGAACAGGUAAUUAAACCUAUUGAGGAAAAGCCAUUGGCCGGACAAGUAGAACAGGUCGCCGGAGAAACGAAAGCAGAGAAGGAGAAGGAGAAGGAGGCCAUUGUUUCCGGCAGUGCAAUUGAAGUACCACAGGGAACUAAACCUAUCGUGGAACAGCAGUUAGCCGGACUAGUAGAACAGGUAAUUAAACCUAUUGAGGAAAAGCCAUUGGCCGGACAAGUAGAACAGGUAAUUAAAACUGUCGAUGAAAAGCAGUUGCCCAUUGAAAGGAAGACAGAAAAGAAUGAAGGCGGAGAUAAUGGCAGCAACUUUCAUCCCUUGAAGCGGAGUAUAUUGCGGUGA
Cucurbita pepo subsp. pepo (vegetable marrow) is the source of this 2109-nucleotide messenger RNA. Lineage: Eukaryota; Viridiplantae; Streptophyta; Magnoliopsida; Cucurbitales; Cucurbitaceae. The record is from RefSeq and is a predicted model, not a curated record.